Molecule: messenger RNA, 1500 nt
Organism: Ruditapes philippinarum (Manila clam)
Lineage: Eukaryota; Metazoa; Mollusca; Bivalvia; Venerida; Veneridae
Product: nucleolar protein dao-5-like
Exons: 2
Cellular component (GO): nucleolus; nucleoplasm
Source: RefSeq, a predicted model, not a curated record
GAAAGUCAUUGUAAGGGUGUGAAAAGAAAGUUGGGAACUGAAGGCAGUCCAGCAGCAGAUAAGAAAGUCAUUGAGGGUGUGAAAAGAAAGUUGGGAACUGUAGGCAGGUCAGCAGCAGCUAAGAAAGCAAAGAAAGAGGAAUCUAGUAGCAGCAGUAGCAGCUCUGAAAGUGAAGAUGAAAAGCCUGAAGCACCGGUAUCAAGAGCUGCUACAGCAAAACAAGCAGGUCAGAAGGGACCUGAGACUGCCAAAAGAUUGCAUGAAUCAAGCUCUAGUGAUUCGUCUUCAUCUGAUAGUGAUACUGCAAAACCUCCACCUAAAAAACAAGCCACAGUUUCCAAGCCAACAGCACAAAAGAAGGCAGAGUCCAGCUCCAAUAGCAGUAGUGAAUCUAGUGAAGAUGAAAAGUCUAAGAAACAAGCCCCAGCUAAAACAGUAGUUCCCAAGCAAAUGCCUAAAAAGAAAGCAGAAAGUUCUGAAAAGUCUUCAGGAAAAAAGAAAGUAACACCACAGGCAAAAACAAACAAUAAUGUACCACCUCCAGCAGAAAAGGCUACACCAGUCAAAUGUGCUGUAAAGAAAGAUUCGAGCAGCAGUAGUAGUGAUGAUAGUACAAAGAAAAAGGCUGUGCAACCUAAAACAGCAGUUUCAAAGCCAGCAGAAGUAAAAGCAGUUGCAAAGAAAGACAGUAGCAGCAGUAGUGACAGCUCAAGUGAAGAUGAAGCCCCUAAGUUAAACCGUCUCCGGCUAUACCUACUCCAGCAAAAGCAGCAGCAAAGAAAGAAAGUAGUAGUAGUGGUUCAAGGUCUAGUGAGGAUGAAGCACCAAAGAAAGUGCAAACAAAACCUGCAAGUCCUAAAAAAACCACAGGCAGUUGUAACAAAGAAAGAUAGCAGUGGCAGUAGUAGUGGCUCCAGUUCUGAAGAGGAAACCCCUAAAACAAAAGUUGCUGCUAAAUCACCAGCGCCUGUUAAAGCAGCAGUGAAAAAGGCUGAUGGUAGUAGCAGUGAUUCCAGUUCAAGUGAAGAUGAAACCCCAGCUGCAAAAAAAGUUGUGUCUCCUGCUAAAGUGGCAGUUAAGUCAACACCUGCUAAAAAUGCAAAGGCAGACUCAAGUUCUAGUAGUUCUGAUUCUUCAAGUGAAGAAGAUGAGGCACCAAAGAAAUCACCUGCUGUCACAAAACCAGUAACUCCUAAAGCACCUCCAAAAGCAGCUGCUAAAGAUUCCAGCUCAAGUAGUUCUGAUUCAAGCUCUGAGGUUGAAGCCACAAAAAAGACAGUACAAUCUGUAACUCCAAAGGCUGUAGGUGGUAAACCAGCUGCUGCUAAAGCAAAAACCAAAGAUUCAAGUUCAAGUAGUUCAGAUUCUAGCUCAGAGGAUAAAGCUCCCAAUAAAGCUGCUGCAGCAAAAUCUGUAACUCCAGCAAAACCAGCAACUCCCAAAGUUGCUGCAAAUACAGAAGCCCCUAAAGCUGCAGUUAAAGAUUCAAGUUCAAGUAGU